AAGGCAGACGAGGAGGGUCGGCCUAAUCCGAUCUGCGGUCUCGUCAAACCGCCGGUUUCUGUUGUGUCAAUAUUAUCACGGCUCUUUACUUUGAAGCGUGCAGAACCUACGCCUGCUGCCUUUGACAUGAAGUGUCCUCUCUGUAGAGGAUCAGUAUCAGGCUGGAUUCCUGCUGGAGAAGUCAGAAGGUAUCUGGACGAGAAGUCGAGGUGUUGCUCCCAUGAUCGCUGCAAAUUUGUUGGUAGCUAUGAGCAGCUGCGUGAGCAUGCUAGAACAGCUCACUUGCUUGCAAAGCCUGCCCUUGUAGAUAUCUCAAGGAAAAGGUCUUGGGAUCGCCUUGAACGUGAGCAGGAGUUUGGUGAUGUCAUUAGUGCAAUCAGGUCACAGAAUCCUGGUGCAGUAAUAGUUGGUGACUAUGUUAUUGAGACUAGAGAUGCAAUGUCUCCUGAUGAAGAUUCUGGGGAAGAAAGUGGUGAUGAUUGGUGGUCUCCUGCCCAAGACCAAGUAGAAUCACCGGAUAACCGACAUCGUGCCCCUAGGCCCUGGCUGAAUGGAAGACUAGGAUCACCUACCAUUUGGCCAGAUGGAAGGCAUGCCUUCCCUAGGUUUCUGCCGCAGCCCAGGCCAUUCAGUGAUAGGCGCAACUCACGUGAAGAUUGGCAGGGCAUCCGACGGUCAAGCGCGCAAAGCUGGCUGCGCCAGGGUUUCUCGAAUCGGCACUCGAGGCACACCAGCAGUUACCGCGGAUAUCGCCAUGGCAUCUUUGAUCGACGUUACGCUGGAAACAAUCGUGCAGGUAUUGAUAGGAGGCAGGAUGGCCCAGCACUUCCGCCGGGAAGACGGCAGCGUUUGAGAUACACGCAAAGAAGCCAGCAUGAUCCAUGAUCGGCCGAAGCAACACUACCUGUGCAGUAUUUAGUUAUUACAAACAGCCAAGCUAUCCUUGUAAAAUAGUUAGUGGUGGUUAAGAAUAAAUAUCUUGGCCUAUUUACUAUUCGUGUAUUAUAUCUGUCAGAAACGUUUUAGUGCAGCUGCAGAACUUCCCUUCUAAAUGUCUAUUCAAUGCCUUGUUCUUGGUAGUCUUGUCUAAUUUUUUCUGUGUGAGGUUCUUUUUCUGUGUGUGGUGGUUCUGUGAUAAAGUUGAAAUGAGAUAUAACAGCAUUUUCUGUGUGUUCA
Molecule: messenger RNA, 1176 nt
Organism: Triticum dicoccoides
Lineage: Eukaryota; Viridiplantae; Streptophyta; Magnoliopsida; Poales; Poaceae
Exons: 3
Coding region: 127-885 (252 amino acids)
Source: RefSeq, a predicted model, not a curated record